GUUAGGUGUAGUCAAAACUUGCUUUCCUGGUCCUUGAGUUGGCUGAGAUUACUUUUGUUUUAAAGGUUCAAUCAGCUUACUGAAAUACCAGUCUGCUCCUCCAGCCACUUUUAUUCCCAACAAACCUUUUAGCACUUUCAGAAGAUGUCCAUCACGGUGUAUUACAGCAGUGUGAGUGGCUCUAGAGAGGUGAAGCAACAUCAGUCUGAGAUGCUGCAGUUUCUGGAUGCCAAGAAGAUCAAGUACUUUGCUGUGGACAUCGCAGGAAGCGGUGACUUGAAGGAGGAGAUGAGGAAGAAAGUGGGAAACCCCUCAGCGAUGCCCCCUCAGGUCUUUAAUGGAGACAAAUACUGUGGGGACUAUCAGAAGUUUUCUGAUGCAAUGGAGGAUGGGAAACCAGAGACAUUUUUCAAACUCUGAACUACUAUUGGCACACUAUACUAAAUCCUUGUAUUUUUUAAAAUGAUAUAUGUUAAGAAGAUACAUACAGUAUUUUACAUCAUUAAAUGAAAAAAAAAAAAAAAAAGGAUUACUAGGGUGCAGUAAUGUCUCGAGUACCUACAAUUUAUUAACUGUUGGUGCAUUUAAUCCCCCGAUGCGUUUUUAAGCAGUGAUUCUUCUUAAAAGUUCUAAACUUUAAUAAAGAAAUUUUGGGGUGAAAAAAAAUGUCAUGGUAUCAAAUGCAAACAUUAAACUGGCAGAGAUUCAGAUGAACAAUUUUGCUAGUCUGAUAGAUUUA
Sinocyclocheilus grahami is the source of this 739-nucleotide messenger RNA. Its product is annotated as SH3 domain-binding glutamic acid-rich-like protein 3. Lineage: Eukaryota; Metazoa; Chordata; Actinopteri; Cypriniformes; Cyprinidae. The record is from RefSeq and is a predicted model, not a curated record. Gene Ontology annotation, cellular component: cytoplasm. The transcript is spliced from 3 exons. Bases 145 to 420 code for a protein of 91 amino acids.